AUGAUGGCCCCGGACACUAGGGUCCUGAUGGCUCCUGCGUCCCGAGUCCUCUUCUACGUGACUCCUGAGAAUGGAUCAAAAACCGAGAAUGGUGCUGGUGCAGCGUUCUACAUUCCAGAAUUGGAUAUCAGAGGUAAAUUCUCCCUGCAAGAAGGAAUAUCCAGCUACUCAGCUGAGCUUAUAGCCAUAUUGCAAGCAACCUUCACACUCGCCACCAUCAGACAAAAAGACAUCAUAAUAUUCUCCGAUUCACAAGCAGCCAUAACAGCACUGAGUAACGUAUACAACUACUCCAAAGGGGAAGGUAUUCCGUUUAACUUGUACAGACUUAAUUUUAAGGCAUUUGGAAAUUAUCUCAUUACAGAUCUUGUUCAUAACCAAUUUGCAUGUCACUUGACAGGUGUAUCACUUCAGUACCUGAUCGGUUCCUUCUUGCCCUGGUAUUGGCUGGCCUUCAUCAACGGAUGUAUCCCUACAGUUGCGUUCAUCUCUGCGUUCUUCUUACCCGAGUCUCCCCAGUUCUUGAUCAACAAGGGUCGGACUGAGGAGGCAAGAGCUGCUCUGCGAAAAGUAAGAGGGGCCUCAUGUGAUGUCGAUGACGAGUUGCAAGACCUGAUCGACUUCGUCAACAAAUCAGCGGCCAAAAACGCGACAAGUGAGCCAGCAAAAACCAGCGUCCUCAGUGAGGUCUUGAAACCUGCGGCACUCAAACCCUUCACCAUCCUUGCGCUGUACUUCCUCCUCCUACAGUUCUCCGGGCUCAACCCCGUCACGUUCUACGCUGUCGAGAUCAUCCAGGAGUCCGGGGCCAACAUGAACAAGUACGCUGCCACGAUCAUCCUAGGACUGGUUAGACUGGGGUUCACUGUUAUCUCUUGCAUCCUGAUGAGGCGGCUGGGCAGGCGACCCAUGACAUUCAUGUCCAGUGUUGGCUGUGGAUUAACUAUGGUCGGGCUGGGAUCCUACAUGUACAUGGGAGAGCAAUGGGCGGCCGAGGGCAAGGAGAAGUCCGCCACUUGGAUUCCGAUCCUCAACCUCUUCGUUUUCAUGACCGCCUCGACCAUGGGGUACCUCACGGUGCCUUGGGUCAUGAUCGGGGAAGUUUAUCCAUCCAAGGUAAGGGGGAUCAUGGGGGGUCUCACGACUUUCGUGGGCCACUUCUGCAUCUUCCUCGUCGUCAAGACCUUCCCGCUCUUCCAGUCAAUCAGCAAGUUCGGGACGUUCAUCUUCUACGGGGUCGUAUCCCUCCUGGCCACCAUCUUCUUCUACCUCUUCCUGCCGGAGACCCAAGGUCGCACCUUGCAGGAGAUCGAGGACUACUUCAGCGGCAGGACGAAGACUCUGGGACCGUCGAAGGACACCACUAACAACAACAACGUGAAGAAGACCAGUAUGAGUGGGCCCUGAACUAUUGCUCAAAUGUAGGAAACUAUUACAUUUUAUAAAUGUAAUAGUUAGAAUACCAAAGAAUACUGUACUCCGAACCUCAGAUGCUUCGACAUUCGAGAGGUAUCAAUUCUGUAAAUACGUUUUUCUAGAGAACGUUAGCUGUAAGUACGAAUGGAAUUUUUCAAAAUUGUAAACUCCAAUUACAUUUGAUCCAUUUUUUACAAAGCGUAAUUUAUUUCGGAACAGAAUAUUACGUAUGAAAAUACUUGACUGUGUAUAGUCUAAUUUUGUAAAUAAAUAAAUAGCAACAUUUAUUUAGAAAAA
Homalodisca vitripennis (glassy-winged sharpshooter) is the source of this 1713-nucleotide messenger RNA. RefSeq names its product facilitated trehalose transporter Tret1-like. NCBI's taxonomy places the organism in Eukaryota, Metazoa, Arthropoda, Insecta, Hemiptera, Cicadellidae. The record is from RefSeq and is a predicted model, not a curated record. Gene Ontology annotation, molecular function: nucleic acid binding; transmembrane transporter activity. Bases 1 to 1407 code for a protein of 468 amino acids. Gene Ontology annotation, biological process: transmembrane transport. Gene Ontology annotation, cellular component: membrane. The transcript is spliced from 7 exons.